Messenger RNA from Raphanus sativus (radish), 1063 nucleotides. RefSeq lists its product as uncharacterized. The coding region runs from base 90 to 701 and encodes 203 amino acids. The transcript has 5 exons. The record is from RefSeq and is a predicted model, not a curated record. NCBI's taxonomy places the organism in Eukaryota, Viridiplantae, Streptophyta, Magnoliopsida, Brassicales, Brassicaceae.
UUUUUUUCCUUCUUCUCCCCUUUUCGCCACCAUUUCUCCUUCUCUCCCUUUCUCUUUCUAAAAAUCUGUGGAAAGUCCAAACUUAGAAUAUGACCGGCGGAGACUGGACUCAGGAGGCUAUGUCCGAUGAUUCAUUGGUGGCGGAGGCACUGAUCUCCCUCCACCAUGUUGAGCCGCCGUCUCCUCCUCCUGAGAAGAGCGGCGUGUCGGAUCUCAAGCUGAAAUGGAGCGUGCGGCAGCGGAGGAGCAAGGCGGGGCCGUCUUCAAGGAAGAAGGGAGAGCUUACGCGUGCCAGUCCCUCUACGCCUCUUUCUUGGAGUGGCGCAACUUCUCUCAGCGGUGGUGGUGGAGGUGGAGGCAGCGGUGUCGCUGCCGUUGAGGAGUCCAGCUGCGCCGUGAAAUUGUCAGAGGCCGUUAGAUCUAAGAUAUCUCAAACGAGUGUAACACCAACAACACCUUUCAAGAGAUCAAGAAAGAAAAAGACGCUUGCUGAACUUAAAGAGGAGGAGAGUUUACUCUUAAAGGAAAAGAAAGACCUGAAAAAUGAACUCGCAAGUAUGCGAAAUCUGCUGAAGCAACAAAAAGCAAGAAACGAGUCGCUAAAGAAAAUCCAGGCUGCUACUGAGACGCAAAAGAAAGAUGAUUCCUCAUUCUUGCUCCCUGACCUUAACAUUCCUCUUGAUAACAAGAACCCGAGCUGAUAUAUACAACUACAAAGCAGACAUCAAACAUCAACUAUUCUUUUGUCAGCCAGACGUUGUAGAUUACGCAUAACUGUAACUAUAUAUGAUAUGGAUAAGAGUCAUAAGACUAUAAAAUAGAUAAUGAUCGAAGGAAAAUUGGUUCUGAUGACACAGUGGAGAUGAGUUUGCUUCUUUUUUUCCAUCUCAUGGACUUUGAUUCUUAGGUUGUCGCAAGUUUUGGCCCUUGCCCUCUCCUCUAAUUCCCUCUCUCUCCCUCGCUUUGUUUUCCACUCUGUUAUGCUUAUCAAUGUUAUCAUAAGAUGAGAUGUAAUUUAAGAUUCAUAAAUUAUAUCUAUUACAUAGGUACAUUUUCUUCUUUA